AUGGCGUCAUCAUCGUCACAAAGAAAACCGUUUAGAAUCGCCAUCAUCGGCGGGGGUAUUGCGGGUCUGUUUGCCGCGCUCUCCAUCCACCACCACUGCUGUCGUCAUGCUACCACCAAUGGCGAUAAUAACAAUAAUAAUCACAUCCAGCCCGAUAUCGACAUCGACAUCGACAUCGAUGUCUACGAGCAGGCUGCCGAGUACAAAGAGAUAGGCGCCGGCCUGGGCCUCGCCGUCAACGCGGCCAAGCUGCUCGACCGCAUCGGCCUAUUCGACGACGCGCGCGCCAUCGCGGGCUUCCGGAACAAUGUCUGGAUCUCGUUCCGGAGGUACGACGACAGCAGCGAGAUCUGCACCGUGCCGCUCAAGGAUGAGACUGCUCGCCGGAUGCAGUUGUCGGUCCAUCGGGCGGAGUUUUUGGAGAUUCUUGUCCGGGCGAUCCGUGACAGGAAGGCUGCUACCUUGCAUACGAAUAAGAAGUGUGUUGGGUUGGAGGAUCUUGGUGACUUGAUGAAAGUGACCUUUGUGGAUGGAACCACGACAACGGCGAACCUGGUCAUUGGGGCCGAUGGGAUCCAUUCCAACGUGCGAUCGCAUUAUAUCGGCGACAAUGCUCAAUACGGUAAUAUGAUCGUCUACCGUGGCCUGUGUCCCAUGUCCGAGGUGCAAGGGUGGUGGCCCUUCGACACGUAUUCCGUCAGCUGGCUGGCCCCUGGGAAGCAUGUCCUGGUCUACCCCAUCAGCAGCAACAAGAUCCUGAACAUCGUUGCCUUCGUCACCACCAAGAAGGAGGACCUGGGCGAUACAGUCCAGGAGAGCUGGACGAUGGCCGGCGACAAGGACUCCGUCCGGCGCGACUUUAGCGAGUUUGACACGCCUGUCCAGCGCGUCAUCGAGCUGAUGGAUACGCAGCCGCAAAAGUGGAUUCUCUACGACCGUCAGCCAUUCAAGAAAUGGGUGUUUGCGGGCGGCAAGGUUGCGCUGUUGGGAGACGCAGCUCAUGCGAUGCUCCCUCAUCAGGGAGCCGGAGCUGGCCAGGCCGUGGAAGACGGCUACAUCCUCAGCAGAACCCUUCACGACUUUCUCUCAACCAGAUCAACGAGCAGUCGUUCUCAGGAGGACUGGCUGCAGAUCUACCAGUCGGUUCGACUGCCGCGCGCAGAAAAAGUCCAGGCCACCUCUCGACAGGCUGGAGAGCUGUACGAGAUGGAGGCGCCGGAACUCAAAGGACUGCCUUAUGACGAGUGUGUUCCUAUCGUAAGGAGCAAGAUUCAGGAUCGCAUGAACUGGAUCUGGUCGGAAGAUAUUGAUCAGGCGUACGAGAAGGCAAGGGGCUGGAGGUCCAAGAUGUAG
Molecule: messenger RNA, 1353 nt
Organism: Rasamsonia emersonii CBS 393.64
Lineage: Eukaryota; Fungi; Ascomycota; Eurotiomycetes; Eurotiales; Trichocomaceae
Exons: 4
Coding region: 1-1353 (450 amino acids)
Biological process (GO): secondary metabolite biosynthetic process
Molecular function (GO): FAD binding
Source: RefSeq, a predicted model, not a curated record